AAGAGCAACAAUGGUGAACAAUGGUAGUAAUGGAGUUGAUGAUCACAAGGCAAACAAAGGUGGUGGCCUAGCAAGUGUCAUAGCAUUGGGCACUGCUAACCCUCCCAAUGUUUUCUAUCAAGACGACUUCCCUGAUUACUACUUUAGAAUCACCAAUAAUGAGCACAGGGUUGAGCUAAAGGAAAAAUUCAAACGAAUAUGUGAGAGGUCGAUGAUCAAGAAGAGGCACUUUUUCUUGACAGAGGAGAUACUUAAGCAAAAGCCGAACCUAUGUUCAUUCAUGGAAGAGAACUCACUAGACACUCGCCAAGAUAUAUUGGUGGAAGAGGUGCCAAAGCUUGGAGCAAAGGCAGCGGUUAAAGCUUUGGAGGAAUGGGGACGUCCACUCUCAGAUAUUACUCACCUUAUCUUCUGCAGCAAUAGCGGUGUUGAUAUGCCGGGCGCUGACUUCCAGCUCGUCAAACUCCUCGGCCUUCCAUUGUCCACUAAAAGAAUUAUGUUCUACUGCUUGGGAUGCUAUGCCGGCGGCACAGCAUUACGAAUAGCUAAGGAUCUCGCAGAAAACAAUCAGAACGCCCGUGUGCUAGUCGUGUGCUCGGAGAUGACGGUCAUCAGGUUCCGUGGGACUGACGAUGUGCACAUGGAUUGCCUCAUAGCGCAAGCUAUCUUUGGAGAUGGAUCUGCUGCAGCAGUGGUUGGAGCAAACCCCAUUCCCGGAAUGGAAACUCCCUUUUUUGAACUGGUGUUCACUGACCAAGUCAUCAUCCCAGAUAGCGAGAAGGAAAUUCAUUGUCAGCUCAGAGAAGUAGGGAUGACGUUCCAAUUACUCAGUGACUUACCAAUAACCAUAAGUAAAAAUAUGGAGAAGGGCUUGUUGAAGGUGUUCGAACCACUAGGUAUGUCCAUCUCGGACUGGAACUCGUUGUUCUGGAUCACCCAUGCUGGAGGGCGUGCUAUUUUUGAUAGGAUCCAAGAGAAACUAAGGCUGAAGCCUGAGAAGCUAAAAGCCACGCGUCACGUGAUGAGUGAGUAUGGGAACAUGGUCAGCUGCUGUGUGUUUUUCGCCAUGGAUGAGAUGAGGAAGCGCUCAAUGGCGGAAGGGCUACCCACUGCCGGAGAAGGACUUGAAUGGGGGACCCCAAGGUCGUUGGCGGUGCUUCAUGGCUUUGGUCCAGGGUUAACCGUGGAGACUGUUGUCCUCCGUGCACCGCCUCUCAAGGCCAAUGGCCUUAUCUCAAAUGGAAAUCAUUAAUUAACUAAUUGUUGUAGCCCGUGCAGUGGCAUCUGUGCAUAUAUGGUGCACACAGUGUGGUCUUGUCUUUGUUAAUUAAGGGUUUGUC
This is a messenger RNA of Dioscorea cayenensis subsp. rotundata (Guinea yam), 1340 nucleotides long. Its product is annotated as chalcone synthase-like. The transcript has 3 exons. The record is from RefSeq and is a predicted model, not a curated record. Gene Ontology annotation, biological process: polyketide biosynthetic process. Gene Ontology annotation, molecular function: acyltransferase activity, transferring groups other than amino-acyl groups. NCBI's taxonomy places the organism in Eukaryota, Viridiplantae, Streptophyta, Magnoliopsida, Dioscoreales, Dioscoreaceae. The coding region runs from base 11 to 1252 and encodes 413 amino acids.